Messenger RNA from Meleagris gallopavo (turkey), 2205 nucleotides. NCBI's taxonomy places the organism in Eukaryota, Metazoa, Chordata, Aves, Galliformes, Phasianidae. The record is from RefSeq and is a predicted model, not a curated record.
AGGCUCUGUGGCAUAUCUUCUAAAAGUGAUUGGCCGUGCUGAUUCACUGCCCACUUUAUCAUGUGCUGACAAAGACAUGCACAGUGCUGCUUCUCCCAGUACAAAUGCAGCUGCAACCUGCAGAAAUACAGUCCACUUCUGCUGCAGAGCUCUGUGAGCAAGCCCAGCUCUUCCUGAACCAAACACGCCUAAGGCCCUCCGUCUGGAUGACCAAUGUCCUUUUUAACCGAUUCUGUCGGAAAUUAAGCCUCCAACUUCCAUUCAUUCCUGCUGGCAGCAACGCAUAUAAUGCAAACAAUCACAAUUCAGGAUCACACAAACAUUGCUCUUAAAACUUCCUAGAUGAUUGUAGUUGCUUUCCUUGUGUUCUAUGCUAGCAGAAGCCUUUUCCAAGGUUUACUGUUGACUCUAGAGCACCGCGUUCCCCGUUUGCUGGGAGCCUUGGGGGCUGGCACCAUGGGGAACUCCUGCGUUUGCCGCGAUGACAGUGGAGCAGAAGACGGCUUGGAGUCUCAGCAUCGACAAACAGAGAGCAGUAGGGUACGUGCACCUGAUGGAAGAAGCCACCCAAGGGACCCUGUCCGACCACCUAGGAGGGGGAGAGGGCCUCAUGAACCAAGAAGGAAAAAACAGAAUGUGGAUGGGCUAGUACUUGACACACUGGCUGUAAUUCGGACGUUAGUAGAUAACGACCAGGAGCCUCCUUAUUCAAUGAUCACGUUGCAUGAAAUGGCAGAAACAGAUGAAGGUUGGCUGGAAGUUGUCCAGUCUUUAAUUAGAGUUAUUCCUCUAGAGGAUCCGCUGGGGCCGGCCGUUAUAACGCUGCUACUUGAUGAAUGCCCACUGCCAACAAAAGAUGCAUUACAAAAGUUAACUGAAAUAUUAAACUUAAGCGGAGCUGCUGCUUGUCACGAUGCUUGCCACCCUGCUAAACAUCGGAAUACAACUGCAGUGCUGGGCUGUUUAGCUGAGAAAUUAGCAGGUCCUGCAAGUAUAGGCUUACUCAGCCCAGGCAUAUUGGAAUAUUUACUUCACAGUUUGAAUUUCCAGUCCCAUCCGACCGUGAUGCUUUUUGCACUAAUUGCACUGGAGAAGUUUGCACAGACAAGUGAAAAUAAAAUGACAGUUUCUGAAUCCCGCAUUAGUGACCAACUGAUCCUGCUAGAGAAAUGGACAGAUCACCCAGACUAUUUGAAACGCCAGGUUGGAUUCUGUGCCCAGUGGAGUUUAGACAAUCUGUUUUUAAAAGAAGGCAGGCAGUUUACAUAUGAGAAGGUUGACUUGACCAACAUCAGGGCUAUGCUAAACAGCAACGAUGUCAGUGAAUACCUGAAGAUAUCACCACAUGGAUUAGAGGCUCGAUGCGAUGCCUCAUCUUUUGAAAGCGUCAGAUGUACGUUCUGUGUUGAUUCUGGAGUUUGGUACUAUGAAGUUACAGUCAUCACUUCGGGAGUGAUGCAGAUAGGAUGGGCUACCAAAGACAGUAAAUUUCUCAAUCAUGAAGGUUAUGGCAUUGGAGAUGAUGAGUAUUCCUGUGCAUAUGAUGGCUGCCGGCAGCUGAUUUGGUAUAAUGCCAGAAGUAAACCACAUUCCCAUCCCUGCUGGAAAGAAGGAGACACAAUAGGAUUUCUGCUAGACUUGCAAGAAAAGCAAAUGAUCUUCUAUUUAAAUGGAAACCAGCUGCCUGCUGAGAAGCAAGUCUUUUCAUCAGCUGUAUCUGGCUUUUUUGCUGCAGCGAGUUUCAUGUCUUACCAACAAUGCGAGUUCAACUUUGGGGCAAAACCUUUCAAAUAUCCACCACCAAUGAAAUUUAGUACCUUUAAUGAUUAUGCCUUCCUGACAGCAGAGGAGAAGAUCAUUUUGCCAAGACACAGGCGUCUGGCUUUGCUGAAGCAAGUGAGCAUCAGAGAGAACUGCUGCACACUUUGCUGUGAUGAGGUAGCAGACACAGAACUCAGGCCAUGUGGACACAGUGACCUGUGCAUGGAGUGUGCCUUGCAACUGGAGACCUGCCCUUUGUGUCGACAGGAAAUACAGACCCGAGUCAGACAGAUUUCUCACAUUUCAUGACACAUGUGAAGUACCACAGACUUGUUUUUAAUGAACUCCAACCAAUACAGAAAGGGGGAAGCAUCUCUAACCAAUCUUUACGCACAUAGAGCCGUAGCCAUGGCCAGAUUUCAUGCUAAGCUGAUUAUCUUUAAA